Salvelinus namaycush (lake trout) is the source of this 2826-nucleotide messenger RNA. Its product is annotated as angiomotin-like 2a. Gene Ontology annotation, cellular component: cytoplasmic vesicle; bicellular tight junction; plasma membrane. Lineage: Eukaryota; Metazoa; Chordata; Actinopteri; Salmoniformes; Salmonidae. The record is from RefSeq and is a predicted model, not a curated record. Bases 351 to 2489 code for a protein of 712 amino acids. The transcript is spliced from 9 exons. Gene Ontology annotation, biological process: hippo signaling; angiogenesis; regulation of cell migration.
AUUCCAACCAUUCCAGUCUCCGCGAAACAAUCGGUCCUCGGUUAUUUAUGAGCAGCGCUUUCUCUCUCUCCCGGCUCAGUCUGUUGUGAAAGCUUCUCAGAGACGCACACCGUAAGCAGUGCACUCUCUCAGAGGAAACGUAGUAUACUCAGGAUACGAAUUUAUACUUUCCAGUUCUAGAAAGUUCUAUUAGGAUUACAUUACGUUUAAAAGAAAUAUAAACGAUAUAGGCCUACGGCGUCCACAACUUGUUUCCGUGAUGACAAUGUAAAUAGAUCUGUGCUUAACUAAUAAUCCAAACCACCAAGUUCAACACAGCCCUUCACAUAUCUAUUCUCUGAUUGACUGAGAUGAGAACUGCUGAGGAGUCUUCUGGCACGGUCCUGCACCGUCUUAUCCAGGAGCAGCUCCGUUACGGGAACCCCACAGACACACGUACCCUCCUGGCCAUCCAGCAGCAGGCCCUGCGUGGAGGCAGCAACAGCAGCGGAGGAGGCGGUACCGGAUCCCCCCGAUCCUCUCUGGAGAGCCUGACCCAGGAAGAGUCCCAGUUCAUCCACAUGUCCACCAGACAGGACCCCCAGGGACAGGAGUACAAGGGAGACUACAACCACUGUGAGAGUGACUCUGUGUGUCACCUCUACCAGCUCCACAGACACGGAGAGGAGCUGCCCACCUAUGAGGAGGCCAAGGCCCACUCUCAAUAUCUGGCCUCGGUAGGGGCCCAGCGUGGUCAGGGUCUUGAGGUGAUGGAGCACCAGGGAGGGGGCCAGUGGGACCUGAAGCGGGAGCACGCCCGCUCCCUCAGUGAACGGCUCAUGCAGCUCUCCCUAGAGAGGAAUGGUGGAAGAUGUGUAUCCAGAGACAAUCUGCCCCUCAGCUCCACACAGAGUUACCCACAGCUUUCCAAUGCCCACUGUGGGCCUGUUGACCACCAGGGACCAGAGUCUCUCCAGUACCCCGAUCAGAGGGGACCUCCCCCGGACUACUACCCCUUCCUGGUCAGGCCUCCUGGAUACAUGCUCAGCCACUCACAGGAGACACACGGACAAUACCACCAGGAACCUCCUCCCCCAUUCCACCCCCAGCACAGGUAUGAACCUGCCCAUGCCCAGAUGAUUCGCCACAGUGUCCAUUCUGGUCCAGAGGUCUACAUGAGCCACAGCAACCCCAGUACCCACAACAACAGUGCCCAGAUGGACCUGUUGAGGGAAAAUGAGAGACUGAGGAAAGAGCUGGAGGGGUACAGCGAGAAGGCUGCCAGACUUCAGAAGCUGGAAGUAGAGAUCCAGAGGAUAUCUGAGGCCUACGAGACCCUGAUGAAGGGCUCAGCCAAGAGAGAGACCCUGGAGAAAACCAUGAGGAACAAACUGGAGUCAGAGAUCAAGAGACUACACGACUUCAACAGAGACCUCAGAGAUCGUCUGGACACUGCUACAAAACAGCGAGUAACCAAAGAUGUUGAAUCUGCCAACCAGAAGCAGCAGGCCUUCGCCAAGCUCCUCGAACAAAAUGAGGAGCAGCAGCAGGAGGUGCAGCGUCUGCGUGGCUCCGGGGAGGAGUGGCUUCGGCGCCGGGAGGUUCUGGAGCUGGCCCUGGGGUCGGCACAGACCCGUAACCUGGCCCUGGAGGAGGAGCUUAUGAGGAAGAGGGAGUACGUAGAGAAGGUUGAGCGGCUGCAGAGUGCCCUGGGCCAGCUACAGGCAGCCUGUGAGAAGAGAGAAGCCCUGGAACUGAGGCUGAGGACCAGGCUGGAGCAGGAGCUGAAGAGCCUCCGAUCAGCACAGUGCCACAGCACGGCUAGCGGUCCUGGCUCCCUGCCUUCUGCUGCGAGCUCCAUGGUGUCUGUACAGCAGCAGCUGGCUGAGAGAGAAGAGAGGAUCUUGGCUCUGGAGGCUGACAUCACACACUGGGAACAGAAGUACCUGGAGGAGAGCACCAUGAGGCAGUUCGCUAUGGACGCAGCCGCGACCGCCGCAGCUCAGAGAGACAGCAGCAUCAUCAAACACUCACCCAACAACAGCUUCAACGACCACCUGCCCACCAGCCACAGACAUCAGGAGAUGGAGAACAGAAUCCGAGCGCUGCACUCCCAGCUCCUGGAGAAGGACGCAGUGAUCAGGGUGUUACAGCAGCGGUCUGGACCAGAGCAGCAGGCCCUCCGCCCUGCCAGGUCCGUCCCCUCCAUCAGCACCGCUGCCAACGCCUCAACAUCCACCUCCUUCAAUGGCCCAGUGGAGCGACCCAUCUGGGGAAAAGGAAAGAGCCUCUCUGAUGACCAGACGGCUGCUGCAGUGUCUCCUCUGUCCCGGCCCCCCCACCAACACCCCCGCGCCCCCCUGGCCCUGCCUCUCUCCUACUCCGAGCCCCAGAGAAGGGACCGCAGCAGCCAGUGUGAUAGUGAUGUCCCAGCCCAGAAGGCUGACCUCACAGUGGAUCUCCCCAGCAGUUCAGACACUGCAACAGCCGUGGUAGAAAUCCUUAUUUAACAAACAUUGAACUGUGGAUGGACAGUGAUGACACGGUCGAUAAGCGAGAGACCUUCCUGUCCUGUAUAUCCCAUCCAGCGAGAAGAAGACAGCCUGCCUGUCCGUCUGUUUCUGGUCAGACUGGCCUCCAGAUGAACAGAAGGACACUUCCUUUGAAGACAGACGGACAGUUUGGAGACGGACAUGGACAUGUGCUUCCUACCUACCAAACAACCUACCCACCUACCUACCUUCCAUCUUACCUACCUUCAUACUGUACCUUCUGACCCACCCACCCACCCACCCACCUACCCACCUACCCACCUACCUACCUACCUACCUACCCAUCUACCUACCU